This is a messenger RNA of Schizosaccharomyces japonicus yFS275, 963 nucleotides long. Its product is annotated as DUF1766 family protein. The transcript has a single exon. The coding region runs from base 1 to 963 and encodes 320 amino acids. The record is from RefSeq and is a predicted model, not a curated record. Gene Ontology annotation, cellular component: cytoplasm. NCBI's taxonomy places the organism in Eukaryota, Fungi, Ascomycota, Schizosaccharomycetes, Schizosaccharomycetales, Schizosaccharomycetaceae.
AUGUCGUCGAAGAAAGACAAUCUGCAUCCGUUGGAGCAGCCCGGAGGCAGUACAAUUGGAACACAAUACUCUUCAACACCUCUGCCGCCUCUUCAUUUAGACAGAUGGAGCUCAUGGAAGCGUGAUGCGUAUUCGAUAUACUGGUCGUUAUCCCGUAAAGUUGAACGGUUUUGUGCUCGGAUGUGUGGUUCCUCCAGGAUGGAUGAAAGGGACGAUGCCGUUGCAGGUGUGCAUUCUUUUGAGGACCUUUCAAGUAUUGGGGCUUCGAAUGCCACGAAACGCGGCUCAUUACAGAAGACUGAGAAUAAUAUGGCCGUCGUUCACGAUGAACAAAGUGGAAACGCCAUCGUUGUCGAUAUGACGAAGCCUGUAGAGCCCGCCUUGCUGAAAGAAAAUAUGCCUGGUGUUCGUCGUAAGCAUCUUCCACCUCGUCUGUCCUUUGUAGCUUCGUCGAAACAAUUACCAAACGACGGGGUUAUUGUGCUGGAGGAUUGGAUCAAUCCUAUGCUAUCGCAGGCCACUCAGAUCCAGGUUCAGCGAGAGUUGUGCCAACAUGAUUCUUACGACUGUGAUGGUUACAUUUGUGUCUUCUUAUAUGAAAAACGAACCAAGGAUCCAUUGUCCGAACAUAGCCAACUGUCCAAAUCAAUUAUUGAGGUAGCUCGUGUUUCUGACCUGAAAAAGCACUUUCGCAUGCACUCGCCAAUGUGCUCGUACUCGAAACGUGUUUUUGAAGUAUUUCCUGAUUACGAAAAAUGCAAAGAAGUCUGCCGGUCCAGCUUUAAGAUUGCAAGACUCAUUGAAUUGGAGGUCCAAGAUGCAUACCAUUAUAUACCUCCCGCUUUUUGUGAAGCUUGUAACAUGUCGCACGAACAUUGGCUUGAAAUCGACAAUGGACAAUGGGAACAUAUUCGUGGAAUCAUACUGCGGUGGAUUGAAUAUUCCCGGGUAAUGUUCAGCUGA